AUGGACGAAGAUGAACGCACGGCCGAGACCCUGGACCUCGCACAGUAUGCCACUCAUGGCUUCUGCCAGGGCUACCCUCUCAAGCGCCACCGAUACGAAACCCUGGACAACGCCGGCUGCUACGAGGCCCGGAGAGACUGGGCUAAGUAUAUCGGACCUGCUCGCGAGUUUGGCGGGUGCAACCCUUUUGACGGGAAUUUCACUUCUCUGGUGCUGCCACUGUGUAAGCCGGAGCGGUUGAAGCUGAUUGCCUACAUAAUUGAGUAUGCGUUCAUCCACGACACCGUCGUGGAGGGGUUAGACUCGGAGAACUCCGCAGGCGAUGACGAAUUCACCCUGGGCAAGCGCCAAACAAUGAGUGAAAAAAUCAGAACGGGGAGGAAACAGCUCCAGGCCAAGAUGAUAUGGGAGCUGAAUGCCACCGACAAAGUCUGCGCCGCGAAAAUCAUGGACACUUGGAAGACGUUCCUGUCGACCACGAUCCGGGACAAGGAAAAGGAUUUUGCCGACCUCGAAGAGUACCUCGACUUCCGUAAUGUCGACUGCGCAGCGUAUUGGGUCGAAGCCUGUAUGCUCUUCGGCAUGGGCAUGACUCUCACCGAGGAAGAAGACGCCCUCUUCGCCGACAUUAAACGCUGUUGCUUCGCCUCCCUAGCUCUGUCCAACGACUGGUUCUCCUUCGACCGCGAGUGGGCCGAGGCGCAGAACAGGCCCUCCGGUGCGAAGCUCAUCAACGCCGUGUGGCUGUUCAUGCGCUGGCGCGGGGUCAGCCCGAACGAGGCCAAGCAACUGGUCCGGGAAGCGACAAACCGGUACGAGCAUCGCUUCUUGGAGCUGUGCGACGAGUUCCGGAGGGCACACCCGCAGCGGGAGGACCUGCACCGCUACCUGCGCGGACUGACAUACCAGAUCAGCGGGAACGUGGUGUGGAGCCUGCGCUGCCCAAGGUACUAUCCGGAGUUUCGGUAUGAUCCGAACGCGGGGCUCGAAGAUGCCAUCAGUGCAGAGUGGAGAGCGAGGGAGAAGGCGGCAGCCAGCGCGGCCGGUGCUGGCGGGGACGAUGCCGGGGCCGGUAGUGGGGCCUGUAGUGAUGAGAAGCACCAAGGGCGGCGGACGCUGUCGGUAUUUUCCACAGUAUCGCGCCAGUCGGGCGACUCGGACGUGCACUCGACGGCGCCGUCGCACGGUAGUACCGUGUCUCGCUCAUCGUCCAUGUCUAGCGUCAUGACGGCGCCGGAUGACGCCCGUGGGGAUGCCAAACCGGGCCUUUUGCUGCCGACUAGGGAAUGUCUGGUACUCGAGCAUCUCGAGGCACCGUUCGAUUACGUCCGGUCUCUGCCCUCAAAGGGAGUGCGGGACACGCUCGCCGACGCACUGAAUCUCUGGGCGUGUCUGCCGGAGGACACGCUGAUACAGAUCAAGGAGGUGGUUGGUGACCUACAUACUGCUUCAUUGAUGUAUGCGCUCGAUGACAUUGAGGACGGGUCAGAACUCAGACGGGGCUUUCCUACGGCUCAUGGCGUCUUUGGUGUCCCGCAGACCAUCAACUCGGCUAGCUUUGCUAUUGUCGAGGCCAUGAGAAAGGCACACAAGUUGUCGGAAUGCGUACCUGGUGCUACUGACAUUGCCUUUGAGCAACUGCGUGACCUUCAUAUUGGGCAGAGCUACGAUCUGUAUUGGACUCGCCAUAUAUCGUGUCCAACAGAGGAGGAAUAUCUAGAAAUGGUCUCGAAGAAGACCGGCGGCUUGUUUCGGUUACUCUCUCGGCUGAUGUGCAGUCGUCUGCCCUUGGAAGUAUCUUCCGUAAUCGACAAUUUGGUAGAUAAGGUCGGCAUCUAUUUCCAGAUCCGAGACGACUACGAGAAUCUCAAUUCGGACGAGGCAAGUUUUUGGAUUUCAGAUUAUCAAUACACAAAACAAAAGGGGUUCUGUGAAGAUCUGGACGAGGGCAAGCUCUCGUUCCCCCUUGUCCACCACCUCAACAACGCCCCGCAUCAUAUGGCACUGCAAGUCCGUGAGAUUCUGGAACAGCGGCGCGAGUCGGUCGCGGGUUGCAUAAGCGAUUCACACAAAAAGCUGGUGCUGCAGCGUCUCAAGGACUCCAAGAGCUUUGAGUAUACACGGCAAACGCUUAAAGCGCUCGAGUCGCAGAUUGAUCGCUCGAUUAGAGAAUUGGAGCGAUUGACAAGUUGGGAAAACUGGAUGCUCCGGCUCUGCAUGCAGCGGCUCAGCGUCCAAUAA
Messenger RNA from Parathielavia appendiculata, 2241 nucleotides. RefSeq names its product terpenoid synthase. The coding region runs from base 1 to 2241 and encodes 746 amino acids. Gene Ontology annotation, molecular function: prenyltransferase activity. The transcript is spliced from 10 exons. Lineage: Eukaryota; Fungi; Ascomycota; Sordariomycetes; Sordariales; Chaetomiaceae. Gene Ontology annotation, biological process: isoprenoid biosynthetic process. The record is from RefSeq and is a predicted model, not a curated record.